UUUCUCUAGCAAUCGUACUUUGCUUGGCUCUUGCUAUGACAAGUGCCUUCAGAAUCAGACAAGGAAACGGAGUCCAGCAACUCAUGACUGACAUGCAACAAGGUAUCCAAGAUGGUAACCAAGCUCUUACUGACACCGAAGCACUCCUCAACGACGCCACCGAAGCCACUGAAGGCAUGGCCAACCAAUUCAUUGGACAAGGUCUCAAUGCUGCAGGACAGUUCACUGGAGCUGCUGUUGGAGGAACCAGACUUCAGCAGAGCGUUGGAGAUGCUGUCAACGUUGCCACUACUGACGGUACUACUUUGACUAAUGACGCUGUUGAGCUUACCAACGACGCCACUUCUGUAUUCAACGACCUCAACAAUCAGUUCAUGAAUACUGCCACUAACUUCAUGGGAGGUAUGAUGGGAGGAGCCACCGGAGGAGCCACUGGAGGAGCCACCGGAGGAGCCAGACUUCAGCAAGGAAACCUCGCUCAAGACAUCGGAACUCUCAACCAGGCCACUCUCGGAGCUAUCCAAGACGGAGAAACCGCUUUUAAUGAUGCUCUUGAUCAAACUGAGUUAUUGACCAACAACGCUCUCCAAGGAUUCGAGAAUGCUAUGGGCGCCCAAGGAGCCACUGUUAAUGCACCAACCAGACUCCAACAAGCCACUCAAUCUGAUGUAGCUGAUGACACCAACGCCGUCAAUAACGACUUCGCUGGCUUGACUAACGACGGAAUUGCUUUGACAAACGACUUAUUGCAACAAACCAAUGCUGCUUUCGCUCAAUUAAUGGGAGGAUUGACUGGUGCUGCUCCUGGAGGAAACAGAUUAAUGACUUUCCCUCAAAAUUCCGGUGCAAACAUCUUCGGUAGUAUGGGUUUAACUCCUAAUGCUUCACCAGCCAGCAAUGGUGCUACUCCUGCUCCAGCCGGUGAUACUGCUACUCCAGCCGGUGGUGAUGCUGCUCCAACCGGUGGCGAUGCUGCUCCAACCGGUGGCGAUGCUGCUCCAGCUGGUAGAAGAAGACUCCAGAGAUUCCACUAAUUCAGGAAAUGUAGUAGGGCAAUCUAACAGAGAAGUAGUUUUCUGGUAGUUUGUCAAUUAACUAAUCAUAAUCCAAAAAAUAAAAAAUAAAAAAUAUAU
Molecule: messenger RNA, 1133 nt
Organism: Moneuplotes crassus
Lineage: Eukaryota; Ciliophora; Spirotrichea; Euplotida; Euplotidae
Source: the annotation of a GenBank genome assembly